UAAACUUAUUAAAUAGAUAUUUGAAAAAUGGCACCUAGCAAAGCAAUGAAGAAGAGCCGAAAAACUAGAGUGAGUCAAAUUCCUGGACUUCAUAGCACCUUGACCGAAGAUGAAUCACAGUCUCAAGGUCACGAAGAGUCCGGCUAUGCUGGCAUGGAAGACUGGAUGCAACCAAAGCAGCUUUUGAAGCCUGACGAUCAGCUGGAAUUAACAGAAGGCGAACUUAAGGAAGAAGUGACCCGUAUCUUGACUGCCAAUAACCCUCAUGCACCAGACAAUAUUAUUCGCUUCAGUUUCAAAGAGAAUCAGUUCAAGCAAGUGGCUCACGUGGACCAGCUAGCAGUCCAUUUCACUCUUGAUGGAAACCUACUUCACAAGGAUUCAGAAGAUGCGAAACACCAAAUGGCCAGACAGGCGCUCUCAGAAUGUUAG
This is a messenger RNA of Symsagittifera roscoffensis, 432 nucleotides long. Its product is annotated as dynein intermediate chain 2, ciliary-like. The record is from RefSeq and is a predicted model, not a curated record. Bases 28 to 432 code for a protein of 134 amino acids. The transcript is spliced from 6 exons. NCBI's taxonomy places the organism in Eukaryota, Metazoa, Xenacoelomorpha, Acoela, Convolutidae.